This is a messenger RNA of Acaulospora morrowiae, 476 nucleotides long. Lineage: Eukaryota; Fungi; Glomeromycota; Glomeromycetes; Diversisporales; Acaulosporaceae. The record is from the annotation of a GenBank genome assembly.
AUGGAUGAAGAUUUUGAGACGAAUAAAAUAAAAAUUGGCGACCCUGAUUCAAACGAACUAACAGAAAAGGAGGGAAUAUCAGCCACCCAAGGAUGUAAAAGCUAUGUAUUUCCUGUAGACAAUGAUAGAUUCAUAAGAUUAAUUGAUACUCCUGGAAUUGGCGACACCAGAGGAAUAAAAAAAGAUAAGGAAAAUUUUGGAGAAAUUUUAAGACAUAUUAGUCACUACGAGCACCUAAAUGGGAUUUUCAUUCUUCUCAAGCCCAAUAACGCACGACUAAACGUGGUGUUCAAGUAUUGCAUACAAGAAUUACUAACACAUCUCCACAAAAGUGCUAAAGAUAAUAUUGUUUUCUGUUUUACAAAUGCUAGAUCAACCUUUUAUCGUCCAGGUGACACAUUACCGACACUUAGACAACAGCUCUCUAAUCUUAAUGAAAGAUCUGGCGUUGAAAUAAAGACAGAUAGAAAUACUAU